Ixodes scapularis (black-legged tick) is the source of this 1042-nucleotide messenger RNA. RefSeq lists its product as uncharacterized. The transcript has a single exon. The record is from RefSeq and is a predicted model, not a curated record. Bases 1 to 1008 code for a protein of 335 amino acids. Lineage: Eukaryota; Metazoa; Arthropoda; Arachnida; Ixodida; Ixodidae.
AUGUUUGCCCGCUCCACAGUUUGUAAUUUGUUUAUCGUUGCUAAAGUCUGGUACGUGCUCCAGGCUUUGUGUAUGUCUAGAAUAAGCGUUCAAAAGUUUCACCGAGUGUUCGCGAUUUUUGUGUGGGGGUCGGUAUGGGAGCGCACCGGUCGUACAAAUUUGUUCCGCUCUGUGAAAAGUGGCGGGCAAGGCCUGGCUCAUCUAUUUCUGCGGCAAGUGGUGUCAAGAUUUAUGUUCCUGCGGGAUCAGGGGGAUCCUUUUCUGCGGACUGUAUUACAAGUUAGGCUCCGUAAGGCACUGUCUGAGUUUGUUGUGUCCUCGAGUGAUGUCAGAUGUACGCGGGUUCGAGGUUUCCUGCGCGAAGUGAUUUUGGCUUUCCAUUUUCUCAAGGUUCGAUUUUCGUUGGAGUACUUAAGCGAAGUUACACGAAAGCGCCUGUACAAAGACUUAGUCGAGGUGGUCUUCCCUGUGCCUUUGUAUCGGUCUCUUUUCUGUGAGGGCCCGGGCGAGGAUGUCCUUAAAAGAGUUAAACGGAUGCCAGUAAGGCCAGCCGUGAAGUCUUUCCUUUUUCAGCUGCACACCGGCACGCUUCCCGUUAAGCCAUGGCUUGAAGAAAAAGGCAUUUUUGUUCCUUGGUCGAUUAACUGCCUCUUGUGCCGGAAACCCGAGACUAUCGAUCAUAUUUUCUUGGAUUGCUGGGAUGCGGUAUUCCACUGGGACAUUAUGCAGCGUACUUUAAAAAAGAGUCUCCCAGUGUCAUCCUAUGGCAUCCGUUUUUUUCCCGUAGAAAAUGAAGGGGGCGUUCCCUACGACAUGUUUAUGGCCUUGGCCCUGCACAGCAUGUGGAAAUCGAGGAUGGCUGUGCGACACGCUGACGUCGAUGCUCGCCCCGUGCGGGAUUACUUUAUAGAGCAUAUUGUUCACUUAAGAGAAUUGUACAGAGCACAGAGUGAACAGCCUGACUGGAUUCCAGUGUUAGACAGUCUUGUCGCCCUGAGAGUCUUUUAAACCAUGUGCGCCGGCUAGGCCGAGCCGGAUGCUU